GUGCCGCCGCCGCUAGCACCGCCGUGUUACGGCCUCGCACAGGCUGUGCUGCGCGCGUAGCAAAGAGGCUGCUUGUAUAUGGUUUGGUACAUCUCGGAGGCCUAAAAUGGCGGUGAAUGCUUUGCCACCAGCAGACUUCUCGAUACAAAAUCUAAUUUUGGACAUGGAGGCUCUCGCCUUCUCUCUCUCUCUCGCGCUGCUGGCGUGUGUACGAACCCCUUUCCCAGCCGCUCCCUCUCCUUGGGCUAUUCGCAGAUUUCCUGUGGCCACACCCCUGUUUUCACGGUUUUUGCUGCUAUUAACGGCAAGGGCACUUCCGUCCGGCGCCACCUGCUUCUCCCCGAGCCCCCCGCCGGCCGCCGGGGUGGGCUUGCCGCGGACGGCAGCCAGCGCGCGCUUCCUUGCCGGGGAAAUCUGAAUUCUUCUGUUGGAUCCCGUUGGGAGGGGGAACGUAUUUCUUGGCCUCCCAGAGAGUCCGGGAGUUCAGACAUCCUGACAAAUUAGCUCGAACCAAUGGGAUGCUGUGGCAGUAAUCCUAUAGACGAUGAGGAACACCUAGACUACAGCUCAGGAAAUGUGACGAUUAUACCUGACCUAAAGAGUUGGGAAAAGAAAUUGGAAGAUGCAAGUGAAAGCGGUAAAACACUUGUUGUAAAAUUCAGCGCAGUAUGGUGCGGCCCGUGUAGGAUUGCUGCUCCUGUAUACGCGGAACUUUCCUUGAAGCAUUCAGAUCUUGUUUUCGUGUCUGUGGAUGUAGACGAACUUCCGGAACUAGUCACUGAAUUCGACGUACGGGCCACACCGACAUUCAUCUUCCUGAGAGAUAAGAAGGAGAUCGAUAAGCUGGUGGGGGGCAACCAGACAGAUCUGGAGCAGAAGUUCGACCCGUAUUGCCGGCCAGGCGAAGAAGCCAUGUGUAAACAGUCUUUCCAGGAUAGAAUCACCUGACGUGCCAGUCGAUAGAGUUUCGGAAAUACUCCAUUGGCUGGAAACAUCCAGCUGCAAGUGCCUGUUCAGCGACAUACUUAGGCUUGAGAAACUGACCAGCAGAAGUAGGAUUUCUUGGUAGUGUUGAGUCCACAUUCAGCAGUAAAGUAAGUUAGCCAGCAUCUGUAACUUUGCAUCGCACUGAUCAUAUGAACGACAAAUACGAGACAAUGUACUGAUUGACAGCAGA
Molecule: messenger RNA, 1177 nt
Organism: Lolium perenne
Lineage: Eukaryota; Viridiplantae; Streptophyta; Magnoliopsida; Poales; Poaceae
Product: thioredoxin H5
Source: RefSeq, a predicted model, not a curated record